Molecule: messenger RNA, 639 nt
Organism: Brienomyrus brachyistius
Lineage: Eukaryota; Metazoa; Chordata; Actinopteri; Osteoglossiformes; Mormyridae
Product: hexokinase-4-like
Exons: 4
Coding region: 146-391 (81 amino acids)
Biological process (GO): glucose 6-phosphate metabolic process; glycolytic process; intracellular glucose homeostasis
Cellular component (GO): cytosol; mitochondrion
Molecular function (GO): fructokinase activity; glucokinase activity; D-glucose binding
Source: RefSeq, a predicted model, not a curated record
CGUUGUUCAAACAGAGUAGCCGCAUGUGGCGGGUCUCCGGGAUCGUUUCGUCCUAUUUCUUCUAAAAGUUUGCCGCUUACAUGCUUUCUCCAACCUGUAAUUCACAGGAGGAGAACCACGUAACCUUGUUCGUAGCCGCAAACACAUGAGACCAGAUGAAGGUUACAGAGAAGCUAAGAGGCUCCUACAGCAACACUAUGGAGAUGCACUGCGAAUUGCAACAGCCUAUAUGAAUAACGCCCUCGAAUGGCCACAGAUCAAGGCAGAGGAUAGAAAGGAUUUUGACAUUGACAUCGUGGCUGUGAUCAACGACACGGUCGGCACCAUGAUGACAUGUGGAUACGACGACCACAACUGUGAAAUUGGUCUCAUCGUCGCUUUGAGAAGAUGAUCAGUGGCAUGUACAUGGGUGAGCUGGUGCGCCUCAUCCUAGUGAAGAUGGCCAAAGAGGGCUAUGUCUUCCAGGGCCGCGUGACGUCUGCCCUGCUCACCACUGGACACUUCCAGACCUCUUUCGUGUCAGCCAUCGAGAAGGAGAGGUGAGCCAGUCACGGAGAGCGCGUGUGUCUGUUUGCUUGUGUGUGUAUUUCUCCUGUUCUCCACCCACUGGUUUGCCUGCCUUUCCAGGAACAACGAGGG